AUGGCCGGGGCUCAGCCUGGAGUGCACGCGCUGCAACUCAAGCCCGUGUGCGUGUCCGACAGCCUCAAGAAGGGCAUCAAAUUCGUCAAGUGGGAGGAUGACUCCACUAUUGUCACUCCAAUUAUUUUGAGGACUGACCCUCAGGGAUUUUUCUUUUACUGGACAGACCAAAACAAGGAGACGGAGCUGUUAGAUCUCAGCCUUGUCAAAGACGCCAGAUGUGGGAAACAUGCCAAGGCGCCCAAGGACCCUAAAUUACGUGAACUUCUGGAUGUGGGGAACAUUGGGCGCCUGGAACAUCGCAUGAUAACAGUGGUAUAUGGGCCUGACUUAGUUAACAUCUCUCAUUUGAACCUCGUGGCUUUCCAAGAAGAAGUGGCUAAGGAAUGGACAAAUGAGGUUUUCAGUUUGGCAACAAACCUGCUGGCCCAAAACAUGUCCAGGGACGCAUUUCUGGAAAAGGCGUAUACUAAACUUAAGCUGCAAGUCACUCCAGAAGGACGCAUUCCUCUCAAAAACAUAUACCGCCUGUUCUCAGCAGACCGGAAGCGAGUCGAGACAGCUUUAGAGGCGUGUAGUCUUCCAUCUUCAAGGAAUGAUUCGAUACCUCAAGAAGAUUUCACUCCUGAAGUGUACAGAGUUUUCCUGAACAACCUUUGUCCUCGACCUGAAAUUGAUAACAUCUUUUCCGAAUUUGGUGCCAAAAGCAAACCAUACCUUACAGUUGAUCAGAUGAUGGAUUUUAUCAACCUCAAGCAGCGAGAUCCCCGGCUAAAUGAAAUACUUUACCCACCUUUAAAGCAAGAGCAAGUCCAAGUGUUGAUUGAGAAGUAUGAACCUAACAACAGCCUCGCCAAAAAAGGACAGAUAUCAGUGGAUGGAUUUAUGCGCUAUCUGAGUGGAGAAGAAAAUGGUGUAGUUUCACCUGAGAAACUGGAUUUGAAUGAAGAUAUGUCUCAGCCCCUUUCUCACUAUUUCAUUAAUUCCUCACACAACACCUACCUCACAGCUGGCCAGCUGGCUGGAAAUUCCUCUGUUGAGAUGUAUCGCCAAGUGCUCCUGUCUGGCUGUCGCUGUGUGGAGCUGGACUGCUGGAAGGGACGAACUGCAGAAGAGGAGCCAGUCAUCACCCAUGGGUUCACCAUGACCACAGAAAUAUCCUUCAAGGAAGUGAUCGAAGCCAUUGCUGAGUGUGCAUUUAAGACUUCACCUUUCCCAAUUCUACUUUCAUUUGAGAACCAUGUGGACUCGCCGAAGCAGCAGGCCAAGAUGGCGGAGUACUGCAGACUCAUCUUCGGGGACGCCCUCCUCAUGGAGCCGCUGGACAAGUACCCGUUGGAAUCUGGAGUUCCCCUUCCAAGUCCUAUGGAUUUAAUGUACAAAAUUUUGGUGAAAAAUAAGAAGAAAUCACACAAGUCAUCAGAAGGAAGUGGCAAGAAGAAGCUCUCAGAACAAGCUUCAAACACGUGCAGCGACUCCUCCAGUGUGUUUGAGCCCUCGUCCCCAGGAGCCGGAGAAGCUGAUACAGAGAGUGACGAUGAUGACGACGAUGAUGACUGUAAAAAGUCUUCAAUGGAUGAGGGGACCGCAGGGAGCGAGGCCAUGGCCACAGAAGAGAUGUCUAAUCUGGUGAACUAUAUCCAGCCAGUCAAGUUUGAGUCAUUUGAAAUUUCAAAAAAAAGAAAUAGAAGCUUCGAGAUGUCUUCCUUUGUGGAAACCAAAGGUCUUGAGCAACUUACAAAGUCUCCAGUGGAAUUUGUAGAAUAUAACAAAAUGCAGCUUAGCAGGAUAUAUCCAAAGGGAACACGCGUGGAUUCAUCCAACUAUAUGCCUCAGCUCUUCUGGAAUGCAGGCUGCCAAAUGGUUGCCCUUAAUUUCCAAACAGUGGACCUGGCUAUGCAGAUAAACAUGGGGAUGUAUGAAUACAAUGGCAAGAGUGGCUACAGGCUGAAGCCGGAGUUCAUGAGGAGACCUGACAAGCACUUUGAUCCAUUCACAGAAGGCAUCGUGGAUGGCAUAGUGGCCAACACUUUAUCUGUUAAGAUUAUUUCAGGUCAGUUUCUGUCUGAUAAGAAAGUCGGGACUUAUGUGGAAGUGGAUAUGUUUGGUUUGCCUGUGGACACGAGGAGGAAGGCACUUAAGACCAAAACAUCACAAGGAAAUGCUGUAAAUCCCAUCUGGGAAGAAGAACCCAUUGUAUUCAAAAAGGUGGUUCUUCCUUCUCUAGCCUGUCUGAGGAUAGCAGUUUAUGAAGAAGGUGGUAAAUUUAUUGGUCACCGAAUCUUGCCAGUACAAGCAAUUCGGCCAGGCUAUCACUAUAUCUGUCUGAGGAACGAGAGGAACCAGCCUCUGAUGCUGCCAGCACUCUUUGUCUACAUAGAGGUGAAAGACUACGUCCCAGACACAUAUGCAGACGUGAUUGAAGCUUUGUCAAAUCCAAUCCGAUAUGUGAAUCUGAUGGAGCAGAGAGCUAAACAACUGGCUGCUUUGACACUGGAAGAUGAAGAAGAAGUAAAGAAAGAGGCUGAUCCUGGGGAAACACCAUCAGAAGCUCCGAGUGAAGCCAGGCCAACUCCAGCAGAAAACGGGGUGAAUCACACGACAUCCCUGACACCCAAACCACCCUCCCAGGCUCUCCACAGCCAACCAGCUCCAGGUUCUGUAAAGGCACCUGCCAAAACAGAAGAUCUUAUUCAGAGUGUUUUAACAGAAGUAGAAGCGCAGACGAUUGAAGAGCUGAAGCAGCAGAAAUCGUUUGUGAAGCUUCAAAAGAAGCACUACAAGGAAAUGAAAGAGCUGGUGAAGAGACACCACAAGAAGACCACCGACCUCAUCAAAGAGCACACUGCGAAAUACAAUGAAAUCCAGAACGACUACUUGAGAAGGAGAGCAGCUCUGGAAAAGACAGCCAAAAAGGACAAUAAGAAAAAAUCAGAACCCAGCAGCCCUGACCACGUCUCUACAAUAAUUGAGCAAGACCUUGCUGCUCUGGAUGCUGAAAUGACCCAAAAGUUAGUAGAUCUGAAGGAUAAACAACAGCAGCAGCUGCUUAAUCUUCGACAAGAGCAGUAUUAUAGCGAAAAAUACCAGAAGCGAGAACACAUUAAACUGCUUAUUCAAAAAUUGACCGAUGUUGCUGAAGAAUGUCAGAAUAAUCAGUUAAAGAAGCUCAAAGAAAUCUGUGAGAAAGAGAAGAAGGAAUUAAAGAAGAAAAUGGAUAAAAAGAGGCAGGAGAAGAUAACAGAAGCUAAAUCCAAAGACAAAAGCCAGAUGGAGGAGGAAAAGACAGAGAUGAUCCGGUCAUACAUCCAGGAGGUGGUGCAGUACAUCAAGAGGUUAGAAGAGGCACAGAGUAAACGGCAAGAAAAACUCGUCGAGAAACACAAAGAAAUCCGCCAGCAGAUCCUGGAUGAAAAGCCCAAGCUGCAGGUGGAACUGGAGCAGGAAUACCAAGACAAGUUCAAAAGGCUGCCCCUGGAGAUUUUGGAAUUCGUGCAGGAAGCCAUGAAAGGGAAGAUUAGUGAAGACAGCAACCACAGCUCUGCCCCUCCCGUGAUGACCUCAGACUCUGGAAAACUAAACCAGAAGCCUCCUUCCAGUGAAGAAUUGGAAGGAGAAAACCCAGGAAAAGAGUUUGAUACCCCUCUGUGA
Rangifer tarandus platyrhynchus (Svalbard reindeer) is the source of this 3651-nucleotide messenger RNA. The record is from the annotation of a GenBank genome assembly. NCBI's taxonomy places the organism in Eukaryota, Metazoa, Chordata, Mammalia, Artiodactyla, Cervidae.